This is a messenger RNA of Nelumbo nucifera (sacred lotus), 385 nucleotides long. RefSeq lists its product as uncharacterized. NCBI's taxonomy places the organism in Eukaryota, Viridiplantae, Streptophyta, Magnoliopsida, Proteales, Nelumbonaceae. The record is from RefSeq and is a predicted model, not a curated record.
UUCAACGUUCCCUCUUCCUACUCAAACGAGAAGCUUUGACGAAACCCUUCUCGGCCAAUUUCUCUGAAAGUCGUCGAAUUAUAGUCGUUUUCUUCAUCGAUUUAAUCUUCAAUUCCUAUCAGGAUGACAGAGCCACCUUUUGUCCCCAGGGAGAGACUCCUUAAGAAGCAACAGUACUUUCAAAGCAUUCCCAAGCACACUCACUUGAAGGGUCCCUUUGACAAGAUAACCUCAGUGGCCAUUCCCCUUGCAUUGGCAGCUUCAUCUAUAGUUCUCAUUGCACGAGGGAUCUACAAUAUGUCUCAUGGGAUUGGGAAGAAAGAAUGAGGGUGCUUUCUCAACGGUGAUGACCCAAAGUCUGACAUGUCAUAGCUCCCAAUGAUUU